Messenger RNA from Striga asiatica, 1119 nucleotides. The record is from the annotation of a GenBank genome assembly. NCBI's taxonomy places the organism in Eukaryota, Viridiplantae, Streptophyta, Magnoliopsida, Lamiales, Orobanchaceae.
CUCUCUCACACACACACACACACGACAAGGUGUUGUUUUUUCCAAAAGAAACAAAAUUAUGCUCAGGAAGUAAGGAACAGAACACUUAAUAUUGUAGUCUAUUCUGAUUCCAAAAGAAAUGAUAAAAUGUAUUAGAAUAAGAUGCUAAAGCUAUCUCACUACUUUGAAUCUGAUUCCAAUAAAAUAAAAGAAUAAGGAGGUUCUCGCACAAAUUUAAUAUAUAAAUUACAGUUCAAGAACACAUUGAGAGGGCAUCCAAUUUGUUUCAUCUGUUUCAAACAUUAUGGGAGCCGAGUUAUCACACGAUAAGCCAUCGGAGCCAAGUGCUAAUGGACCAAGUAACAACGCUAAUAAUCCCAAUGUCAAUCAGAAAACCAAAGAAGUUCCAUUACCUCAUAACUAUGAAGCUAUUUUGAAGCAUGCCGAUUCACCUGUUGAUAAAUCAUCACCGAGCAAGAUAUUGGAACAACUUCAAGCUGGUGUAUUCUUGAACCAAAACAAAAAGAAGUACUGGGUCGAGAAGGGGUCAAACAGCAACUGCUUCUUCUUGUUUGCAAGAGAUCUUUCUAUAACUUGGGCUGAAGAUAGCCGCUUGUGGGCAUGGCCCUUGCUGCAAGAGUCGAGUGAUGAAGGUCUUGAAGUUGCUGAAUUGCUCAACGUCUGCUGGCUAGAGCUGCACGGAAAAUUCGAGCUUCAUAACUUAUCACCAGAAACAAUUUACGAAAUCGUUUUUGUUUUGAAGCUAAAGGAUCCAGCUUACGGAUGGGAACUCCCUGUAAAUGUGAGACUCACAUUACCAGAUGGAAGCAAACAGGAACACAAGGAGAAUCUGUUGGAAAAGCCAAGAGGAAAAUGGUUUGAAAUGACUGCAGGGGAAUUCAAAAGCUCGUCCGAGAAGCUUGGGGAGAUAGAGUUUUCUAUAUAUGAAUAUGAGGGAGGAGAAUGGAAGAAAGGGCUGUUGGUAAAAGGAGUUAGCAUUCGACCAAAAGGGUCGGUUGUGUAAACUGUAAAGUCUGCAAGUGUCUAUGAUUGUGUGAUCUGUUUUUCUCAUGUAAAACAGGAAGAAUGAAUAAUUUGCUUUCAUGGAGUUUAUGAAUAUAUCAUAAUUGGUUCCAGUUC